CUUGUUUCUCUCUCUAAGACGCCAUCUACCGCUUACACAAGUUCUACAAGAACCCAUUCCCUCCCUCAUAGCCCCCACUCUGCUCUCUACUUUCACUUCACAACUUCUCUCUCCUCUUCUCUCUCAAGAAAACUCCCUCACUCUCUCUUACAUUCAUCUCAAACACACAAACUCUGUUCCAAACCACUCUGUUUUUCAAUAUGGCAAUAGAAAACCAAGACAACACCACUGUCCGGGAAAUCAAGCCCAAGAACAGGAGAAUCAUGGGUGCUGGAGGACCUGAAGAAGAUGACAACAGGUGGCCACCAUGGUUGAAGCCUCUGCUGAAAGAGAACUUCUUUGUUCAAUGCAAGUUUCACGCUGAUUCCCACAAGAGUGAAUGCAACAUGUAUUGCUUGGACUGUAUGAACGGUGCUCUCUGCUCUCUCUGCCUCGGUCACCACAAGGAUCACCGUGCAAUCCAGAUUAGGAGGUCCUCCUACCAUGAUGUGAUCAGGGUCUCUGAGAUUCAGAAGGUGCUGGACAUCACUGGCGUCCAGACCUACAUUAUCAACAGCGCAAGGGUGGUGUUCUUGAAUGAGAGGCCUCAGCCAAGGCCUGGGAAAGGUGUCACCAACACUUGUGAAGUCUGUGAGCGCAGCCUUCUUGAUUCUUUCCGCUUCUGUUCUCUGGGUUGCAAGAUUGUUGGAACUUCCAAGAAUUUUGAAAAGAAGAAGAAGCUCUCAGUGGCAAUGGCAUCAGAUUCUGAGGAUUCAUACAGCAGCAACAGUAACCAUGGCAGGAAGAACAUUCACAACAACCACAACAACAACAACAACAAAGUCCAGAGCUUCUCACCAUCCACACCGCCUCCAACUUCAGUUAAUUACAGAACAGCCAAGAGGAGGAAGGGAAUACCUCACAGAGCCCCAAUGGUGGGGCUAGUCAUAGAAUAUUAGAUAUAAUGUGGGUAUUUUUAGGUUAUAUAUUUGCUACAUGAUUCUAUAAGUACUAAUGCUGAAAGUACUGCAAGUUCUUUAUGCUUUUUCUGUAGUGGUUUUCAUGUAUAUAGAAAAUCAACCCAAUAGAAGUGUAGCAACUAGCAAAAAUAAAGUCACCUGUGAAAUAGUUGAUGGUGGUGCAGUUAGCAACCCGUGCGUGUUGUGUAGCAAAACAAGUAAAGUCUCUUUUCAAAUUUCAACCUAGUUUAAGAUGAUGAUAAUGAUGAUAUGGUUAAGAAACUGUUAUAGGGUUUGGGUUUCUAGAGUAAUUAUACCUAAGUUUUGGGGCUGUUAGUGUAAAUAGUGGUGGGGGGAAGAAGACAAAUGACAAUGUACUACUCCUUAUUAUGUCGACAUAUGGAAUAGAAAAUAAAAGAGAUUUUAUCACAA
This is a messenger RNA of Lotus japonicus, 1370 nucleotides long. RefSeq names its product protein RGF1 INDUCIBLE TRANSCRIPTION FACTOR 1-like. The record is from RefSeq and is a predicted model, not a curated record. The transcript has 4 exons. NCBI's taxonomy places the organism in Eukaryota, Viridiplantae, Streptophyta, Magnoliopsida, Fabales, Fabaceae. Bases 201 to 938 code for a protein of 245 amino acids.